CGGACAAGAGGCCACCAUCGGCAACGGUGAACAAUAGUCAGGGUGGCGGGAGUGCGAGUAGUACAAAUCGUCGAACGCCACGUCUGAAUCAGUUUCAGGAAGUGCGACGCAUGGACAAGAGUUUGGAGGAGCAUUUGAAGUAUGCGGAGCUGAUGUUUCAGGCUUCAGCUGCGAGUCCGGCACAGAAUCAGCGUCUGUACGAGCGUGUGCCGUAUGCGGAGAUUCAAUUUCCGCCAGAAGUGAGGCGACGCAUGGCGAAGAGUCGUCUGUAUCGGCAGAAUCAGCGCCGAAAGGUGGUGGAUGAGGAGGAUUUGUAUGGUGUGGGAAAGCAGGAGAUCUCGCUGGCCAAUGUCUUUCCGCCGGUGCAUCAGAAUGCCAAGAAGUCCCUGGUCGGCAUUCGCUGUGGCAGUUGCUGCAAAAUCCGGCGCUCGUCCGAGUCGAAUGACAAUGAGGAGGAGGAGGAGGUGACUGAGGAGGUGGAAAAUCACGUGAAUAUGCGCCAGGAGAACAGUGAUGAGUUCAGUGAGAAUGAAUUCAUCACGAACAGCAUUGGUGGAUGCGAGUACUGCUUCAGGUGUGGCGUGGUGGAUGGUGUCACUGGCGAGAGUGUGUGUAUCUGUGAUGGUCAUGGAAAUCCCGUGGAGGACGAUGAGAACUCGGUGAAUUGCCUCGAUGAUGAGGACUUCUGUGAGUGUGGCGUGAGAUAUCAGAAGCGGAAGGUGAAGAGGAGGAAGUCCAAGAAGAAAUUGCGCAAGAAUCACUCAACACUGAGAAAGAAUGGUUACAGCUACUAUAGUGACAUCACACAGAAAGGAUAUGAGAAGAAGAGAACAAGACUACUUCAGCCGUAUUUGGCGAAGAAUGCGCAGCCAGUGACGGACAAGAGAAGUCCUGAGAAGAAGACUGCGGAGGAGUCAAAGCCCAAUUUUCGCGGAUGCAGUCCAUAUAAGUCGCCACAUGAUGUGAAUGAGAGGGACUUGAGGCCGCAGCAGAUUCUCGCGCAAAUUGCCCAGAAUCUGAAGAAUCGUGCCGCAAAUGUGCCAUCGACGCAGACGGGCAGUGCCAGUGGCCAGAGUGUGCAGCAGCACAAGAAACAGCCUCAGCAGCAGACGGAAUCUGGCGCUGAGGCCAGGAGAAAUCGGCGUCUGGGGCGACAAGAGAGUCGAUACACGAGCGAAGUGAGACAAGAGGCCGUUCAGCAAGCUCUGGCCGCACUAAAAAAUCGACCAAAGCCUAGCUUACCAAUGCCAUCAAAACGCAGUUCUGUGCUUAAUCGUAGUCCCGAUCGUGACAAUGAUGAUUCAGAAUCGUCAUCUGAGGAGGGAAGUAUUCCAGAGGAGAGAAUUUCCACGCCAGAACGCGAUGGAUACAAUUUGCCACGUGAUCACGUUGUUGGUGGGAACAUUCCGAGGGAGCCGGCAAAGCUGCCAUCGCAUCAUCCGCCGAGUCGCGAGCAUCACAAGACAUCGUCGCACAUUUCCGACAGGCGGCCACAGAAUCUGCCCGCGCCACCGCUGUCGGACACCUCGAGUGCAGGAUCGCCGCCAGCCAGUGUUCACAGGACUCAGAAGAACUCGUACGACAUGACGGACAUCUCGGACUUUCAGAUUCGUCCGUACGCCGCGCCUGACAUCACGCAAUUCAACAACACACGGCGCGGAGCAGAUCGUGUCACCAGAUACGUGAAUGUGGCGGGAACGGAGCCCGGUGACACGAGCACGGCGGGCAGAUGGAAGGUGUCGGCGAAGAUUCAGCAGCUCUUGAACACGCUGAAGCGUCCCAAGCGACGUCCUCUGCCCGAAUUCUACGAGGACAAUGACAUCGAGCUGGAGAUUGCGGCCAAUCCCAAGGAUCCGAACGCACCGAAGCCCGAGGGCAGCACCAUGACGCCCGUGCAGGGUGAACAGCUGGUGGUGAUGUCGGGCCUGUCGCGCACUCUCGAGGCUGCCCUGCAGCGAUACGGUGGGAAUUCACCAAAAUCACCGAUGGCGACAGUUCUGGAUCCCAAUGGGAAGAUGACAACCACACUGACGUAUGGGAAGCUGAUGUCGCGCGCCCAGAAGAUCGCCUACGCACUCUCCACGAAGAUCUUCAACAAGGGCUCAGAACAGAUUACGCUCAAACCUGGAGAUCGAGUCGCUCUCGUCUAUCCCAACAGUGAUCCUCUCAACUUCAUCACAGCCUGGUACGGAUGCAUGUUCAGAGGCCUCGUUCCACUGCCAAUCGAGCUGCCUCUGUCGAGUUCGGAUUCACCGCCUCAGCAAGUGGGCUUCCUGUUGAGUUCGUGCGGUGUCCAGAUCGCGCUCACAUCCGAGGCGUGUCUCAAAGGACUGCCAAAGUCCACGACGGGAGAGAUUGCGAAAUUGAAAGGAUGGCCACGACUUCACUGGUUCGUCACGGAACACCUGCCCAAGCCGCCCAAGGAUUUCAACAUCAACAACGUGCGCAUCAACGAGGAUGCCUUGUCGUACAUUGAGUACACGACGGACAAGGAGGGCAGCGUGAUGGGCGUGACAGUGUCGCGUCAGGCCAUGAUUAAUCACAUUCGCGCCCUCACGAUGGCCUGCCACUACACGGAGGGUGAGACUGUGGUGUGCGUGCUGGAUUUCAAGCGUGAAGUCGGUUUGUGGCACAGCGUGCUCACGUCAGUGCUGAACGGAAUGCACGUUCUCUUCAUUCCUUAUGCACUCAUGAAGUUGCGUCCGUCAUCGUGGAUGCAAUUGAUCACGAAGUAUCGCGCCUCGUGCUGCCUCGUGAAGAGUCGCGAUCUGCACUGGGGCUUGCUGGCGACGAAGGAUCACAAGGACAUCUCGCUGUCGUCGCUGCGGAUGCUGCUGGUGGCGGAUGGCGCCAAUCCGUGGUCGCUGUCGAGUUGCGAUCAGUUCUUGAGUGUGUUCCAGUCGAAGGGUCUGCGGCCAGAUGCUAUCUGUCCGUGCGCCAGCAGUUCAGAGGCUUUCACGGUGUCACUGAGGCGACCAGGACGCGCCCAGGGUGGCUUCAGUCAGUCCGCCACCACGGGCAGAGGCGUCCUGUCCAUGGCCGCCCUGUCGCACGGCGUGGUGCGCGUGGACAGCGAGGACUCCCUCACGUCGCUCACGCUGCAGGACUGUGGCCAGGUCAUGCCAGCCACGACGAUGGUCGUGGUGCGAUCCGAAGGGCCGCCAGUGCUGUGCAAGACCGAUCAAGUGGGUGAGAUCUGCGUGACUUCUGGCGCCUCGGGUACGUCGUAUUACGGUCUGGAUGGACUGACGAAUGCGGCGUUCCGUGUGCAGCCGAUGCCCGAGGAGCCGCCGGAGCCGAAGGAAGGGGCGCCGCCGCCGCCCGUGAAGCCCAUCAGUGACGAUCAGUACGUGCGCAGCGGUCUGCUGGGCUUCCUGGGGCCCGGCGGUCUCGUGUUUGUCUGUGGCUCACGCGACGGCCUGAUGACCGUGACGGGACGGAAGCACAAUGCGGACGACAUCAUUGCCACCGUGCUGGCUGUGGAGCCGAUGCGCUUCAUCUAUCGCGGCCGCAUCGCCGUGUUCAGCAUCAAAGUGCUGCGCGACGAGCGCGUGUGCGUGAUUGCAGAGCAGCGGCCCGAUUGCUCGGAGGAGGAGUCAUUCCAGUGGAUGUCACGAGUGCUGCAGGCGGUGGAUUCCAUCCACCAAGUUGGCAUUUACUGUCUCGCUCUCGUGCCACCGAAUCACCUGCCAAAAACUCCAUUAGGAGGAAUUCAUCUGUGUGAGGCUCGUCGGCGAUUCCUCGAGGGAUCUCUGCAUCCAGCUAAUGUGCUCAUGUGUCCACACACGUGCGUCACGAAUCUGCCGAAGCCGCGCGAGAUGCACCAAGGCGCACUCCAACCACAAGUUCUAUCUGGAAGUUCAUCUGGAUGUGUUACAGACACGUCUGUGGGUCCGGCGUCAGUGAUGGUGGGAAAUUUGGUGCAGGGCAAUCGCCUGGCUGUGGCGCAGGGACGCGAUAUUGGCCUCUCGGAUGACAACGAAAGGAAGCACCAACUGAUCACGGCCGUUCUGCGCUGGCGAGCCAACUCUUCGCCGGAUCACGUGCUGUACACAUUGCUCAACUCGAAAGGCGCUGUCGCGAAGACACUCACGUGCUCGGAGCUGCACAAGCGCGCCGAGCGAAUUGCGGCGCUGCUGCAGGAGCGCGGCAAGAUCAAUCCGGGCGAUCAUGUGGCGCUGAUCUUCCCACCGGGUGUGGAUUUGAUCUCUGCAUUCUACGGAUGUCUGUACUUGGGCGCCGUGCCAAUCACCAUUCGUCCGCCGCAUCCACAGAAUCUCACCACGACGCUGCCGACAGUGCGAAUGAUUGUGGACGUGUCCAAGUCCGUGAUCAUUCUCUCCAUACAGAAUCUGGUGAAGUUGCUCAAGAGUCGCGAGGCGGCGUCGUCCAUUGAUCCGAAGAGUUGGCCACCGAUUCUCGACAUUGAUGACAAUCCGAAGCGCAAGUUGGCCACCAUCGCCAAUGCCACGAUCGAUUCCACGGCCUACGUGGACUUCAGCGUGUCCACGUGCGGCCGCCUGAGCGGCGUGAUGAUCACGCAUCGCUCGCUGAGCAGCCUGUGCUCCAGUCUCAAGCUGGCGUGCGAACUGUACCCCAGCCGACACGUGGCGCUCUGCCUGGAUCCGUACUGUGGCCUGGGCUUCGCCAUGUGGACACUGAUCAGCGUCUUCAGCGGACAUCAUUCGAUCCUCAUUGCGCCCUAUGAAGUGGAAGCCAAUCCGAGUCUUUGGCUCUCAACACUGUCGCAAUAUCGCGUGCGUGACACUUUCUGCUCAUACGGCGUGAUUGAAUUGUGCACAAAAGCGCUGAGCAAUUCCAUUCAGGCACUGAAGCAGCGCAAUGUGAAUUUGGCGUGCGUGCGAACGUGCGUUGUUGUUGCCGAAGAGCGACCGCGCGUUCAGUUGACGCAGCAAUUCUGCAAGCUCUUCCAGGCGCUCGGGCUCAACACGCGCUGUGUGUCCACGUCGUUUGGGUGUCGCGUGAAUCCGGCGAUUUGCGUGCAAGGCGCCAGUUCGGCAGAGAGUGCGCAGGUUUAUGUGGACUUGCGGGCGCUGCGCAACAAUCGAGUGGCUCUGGUGGAGCGCGGAGCUCCGAAUUCGCUGUGUCUCAUCGAGUCCGGGAAACUGUUGCCAGGCGUGAAGGUGAUCAUCGCCAAUCCGGACACGAAGGGUCACUGCGGAGAUUCGCAUUUGGGUGAAAUUUGGGUCCAAUCGCCGCACAAUGCCGAUGGCUACUUCACAAUCUACGGCGACGAGACGGACUACAACGAUCACUUCAAUGCGAAGCUCGUUACGGGCGCCACGACGGAGACAUACGCGCGCACAGGCUACUUGGGCUUCUUGCGGCGCACUGAGUGCUCGCAGGCGGGCUCCAUUCUGGACGAGACAACGCCCAGCAUCGCCAGUCGCGACAGUGACAACGAGUCGCUGCAUUCGCAGACGCAGACUCAGCUGCACGCUGGGCCGCCAGGCGCCGGACAGGAUCAGGAGCUGCACGACGCCGUGUACGUCGUGGGCGCACUGGACGAGGUCAUCACGCUGCGCGGCAUGAACUACCAUCCGAUCGACAUCGAGAACUCGGUGCUGCGCUGCCACAAGAAGAUCGCCGAGUGCGCCGUCUUCACGUGGACAAAUCUUCUGGUGGUCGUCGUGGAGUUGGACGGAAACGAGUCCGAGGCGCUGGAUUUGGUGCCUCUCGUCACGAACACGGUCCUGGAGGAGCAUCAGCUGAUCGUGGGCGUGGUGGUGGUCGUCGACCCGGGAGUCGUGCCAAUAAACAGCCGCGGUGAGAAGCAGAGGAUGCACUUGCGCGACGGCUUCCUCGCCGAUCAGCUGGAUCCGAUUUACGUUGCCUACAACAUGUAAAAGCAUCGCCGCAAUCCAACUGCUGAGAGUAUUUUCUAGUGUGCAAAAAUGAGCCUAAAAAAAAAGAAACUGCAUUGUUACGAAGUAGGAUAAUUAUUUAGAAGACGUCUUUCUUUCCUUUCUCUUGGCCAUUUUGGGCGUGAGAUUGUGGAAUUGGCGAGUGUUUGUGGGGGAAAGAAUAAAAGAAAAAGAUUAGGUUAAUAAGAAAAAA
This is a messenger RNA of Phlebotomus argentipes, 6078 nucleotides long. RefSeq names its product disco-interacting protein 2 (gene DIP2). Lineage: Eukaryota; Metazoa; Arthropoda; Insecta; Diptera; Psychodidae. The transcript has 15 exons. The record is from RefSeq and is a predicted model, not a curated record. Bases 111 to 5867 code for a protein of 1918 amino acids.